GAGAGCUUGAAAUUGAAUAAAUCACUUAUCAAAUAUGGAGUCUGUGUAUCCUCUUAUAAGGUCCCAGGUGAAUACCAGGUUUUCUUCAAGCAAAAUGGUACCUUUCCACUUUCCUCCAUCAAAGUGUGCACUUUGGAACCCAAUGCCAAUUGGUGAUUUUAUCUGCUUACAUCUCAGUUACUUCAGAAAUCCAAAGCUUGUGGUGACUGAAAAGACCAUCCGACUUGCUUACCGCCAUGCUAAGCAAAAUACAAAAAGCACACCGUGCUUCUUGCUUGGUUCUCUCACAGUGGAUGAUGAUGAAGAAGGUGUAACAUUGACCAUAGAUCGCUUUGAUCCUGGUCGAGAAAUACCUGGAUGCUUAGAAAGAACUCCUACUGCCUCUCUCCCAGGGGACUUUUUAAUUCCCUGCAAAGUUCAUAUUCAAGGAGUUUGUUCAAGAGAAAUGACAAUUGACAAUGUGGAUGACUUCAAUUCAACUUUUAAAGCUCUACAGCACCAUGUAUGUAGCAAAGAUUCCUUGGAUUGUGGUAAACUGCUUUCUGUACGAGUGCAUAUCACUUCCAGGGAGAGUUUGGACAGAGUGGAUUUUGACUUCUACUGGGAAGCAGUAACUCUAGCAAAUAACUUCAAGUGUGCACCUGUGAAACCCAUCCCCAUUAUUCCAACAGCUCUGGCAAGAAACUUGAGUAGUCAUUUGAAUAUUUCUCAAGUUCAAGGUACCUAUAAGUAUGGAUAUCUCACCAUGGAUGAGACACGCAAAUUGUUACUUUUGCUGGAAUCUGAUCCCAAGGUUUGUUCUCUACCGUUAGUGGGAAUGGUUUUUUCAGAAUCUGGAAAUUUCAUCAUAGUUCUCUAUUCUUUGACACACAAGGAACCUGAGUAUUACGAAUGCCUCCCCUGUGAUGGCCGGAUAGCUGACCUUCAAUUUCGCUCACUAACCAGCAAGGAAACAUUGCAUCUUUUCAAUAAUGUGGAACCAUCUGACAAAAAUCUAAUCCAUUUUGAACUAAGUUCUGAAAGCCAAGAUGUAGAAAACAAGUUUUUCAGCAACAUUUCUAAGAAUCUUUCAGUUAAGAGGUGUUCCCAGAAGUUAACUCCUGGUAAAAUACCAGCAAGUGACCCUGACUCUGGUGUUGAAGAUGAAGACUUUUCUCCAAGACCAGUUCCUAGUCCUCAUCCAGUGAGUCAGAAGAUUUCUAAGAUCCAGCCAUCAGUUCCUGAACUUUCACUUGUAUUUGAUAGCAAUUUCAAAGAAUCCAAUCAUCUGUCUAAUACAUUGGCUUUGAUGAAUACUGAAAUUCCUCCAUUGAUCAACCAUUCUGAGCACUUGAAGCCCUUCCAGCCUGAUCUUCAUGAUGAGAAACACAACCCAGAAGCUGAAGCUGGAGACCCUUUGAAAAUGAUACCCAAUCAAUUAACCCAGAGUACUGCUCCUUUGAAGCUUUGUAAAGUAAAACAGCCAUCUUCCUGUUCCCAUCUUGAAAACAACGUUGUUAAACCAUCUCCUCCUAAUGUGCUACCUCCUGAUGUAUCUGAGAAGCUUCAAGUACUUGUUCAUGGCAAUGUACAAAAAGAAGAGUAUCCUCAAAGACCCUCCACAUUUAAUUCUAGGCAGUCUUCUCUUGUUUCACAGUCCCACCCACAUAAUUUUGUCUUUUCGUCCCAUCAUUCAGGAAGAUCAGGGGAACUUGAGAUACCUCCUCCAUUACUACCACCUUAUUAUUCCGCAAAUGUUUGUACCUGUUGUCAGCAUUAUGGUCAUAUUCAGUAUAGUCCCAUAAAUUCUUGGAAAGGAAUAAAUACGGUAGGGUCCAUUCAAGAUCUCCAAAGUGACGCACUUCAGAAGCAUUCAUUACUUCACCCAAAUGGAUGUCCAGCUCUGUACCAUAAUGCAUUCUAUUCUUCAAGUAGUCCUGUAGCCUUGAGACCUCAAGGAGGCAUGGAUAGUUGUCCUUCCCAUAGCAGUACAAAACCAUCACCUGUGGCAUGGCCUUCACCUCUGGACUCAUGUAACCCACAGCCUUGUGUAUUGUGCACCCACACUCCCACACCUGGGUCAGAUAAUGGAAUGAUGGGAUUAUCUCCAGAUGCAUAUCGAUUUGUCACAGAGCAAGACAGACAGCUGAGACUACUUCAGGCACAGAUUCAACGUUUAUUGGAAGCCCAGUCUCUGAAGCCUGGUUCCCCAAAGAAAACCUCUGUUGAAGACAUGGUGCAAGAUCCGAGACAAAUGGAGCUGGUUGCCAUGGAAGCUCAGCCUUCCCCUGGCUUGCACAUGAGAAAAAGCGUAAGCAUUGCUGUGAGCACAGGUGCUAGCUUGUUUUGGAAUCCAGCUUGUGAUGAUCAAAAGCCUGAUUCUCAGCUGAAACAAGAUGAUACCAAGAUUUCCAGUGAGGACAUGAAUUUUUCUGUUGAUAUCAGUAAUGAAGUCACAAGUCCUCCAGAUAGUGCAUCAUCAUUAAAAGCAGUUGAUAUUCCCAGUUUUGAAGAUAGCAAUGUUGCUGUGGAAGAAGAAUUUAAUCAGCCAUUUUCUGAAUCCAACUCUUCAGAUGAUAGAAAACAGGACGUGCCUGUGUUCUUUCCAAGUGCUGUGCUGACAGAUAGCGUGAGCAUGCACUUACACCCUGAGCCAACAGAGGGCGCCAGCAACAACACUGUAACAUCAGGCGAACCAAAGCUUGAGCAUGUAAUACAAUCCUUACCUCAUCAAUCUCCAGACAGUCAGAAACUUUACCGAGAUUUACUGGGUCAAGUGAACCACCUAUUAAGUAACUCUUUGAAAGAAACUGAGCAACCAUCUACCAAAGCAGUAAUUAUCAGCCAUGAAUGUACCAGAACCCAAAAUGUUUACCACACAAAGAAAAAAAAACACAACCCAGGACUGGUAGAGAAAGACUGUGUUCUCAACGCAACGCUUAAGCAACUAAGAAGCCUGGGAGUAAAAAUCGAUUCUCCUACUAAAGUGAAGAAAAAUGCACAUAAAGUAGAUCAUGCCAGUGUGUUGGCGUGCAUCAGCCCAGAAGCAGUGAUCUCUGGAUUAAACUACAUGUCAUUUGCUAAUGUUGGCAUGAGUGGUUUAAGCCCCACUGGUGUGGAUUUGAGCAUGGAGGCAAAUGCUAUAGCGCUGAAAUAUUUAAAUGAAAAUCAGCUGUCACAACUCUCUCUCACUCAAUCAAACCAAAAUAAUGCUGAUUCAUCUUUUAGCCUUCUGCAUGUCAAUACAGACAGAAGCACAAUGGGGCUUAACUUGGUUUCACCAAGCAACAUGUCAUUUGCUACUAAAAAAUACAUGCAGAGAUACGGACUCAUACAGAGCAGUGACAACAGUGAGGAUGAAGAGGAGCCUCCCAGCCAUGCAGAUCGCAAGAGCGACUGUUUGUUAAAUCAAAACUCUACAACUGUAUCUGCACAACCUGGUUGUCAGAAAGACCCUUCUGGGAAUACCUGUGAAUCUGGGGACAAACACACAGAGAUGCCAGUACUGAGAAAUAUUACAAAUGAAGUUGUGCAGUCAAAAGUAGCACAGAGGUUGAAUGAAAAUCCACCUUUAUUAAGGAGCCCUAAACCAACUCCUGCAAUGAACCUCCGAACUGGAAAGGCAGAGUUUACUCAACAUCCUGAGAAAGAAAAUGAAAGGGACAUUCCAAUUUUUCCUGAAAGUUUACAACCUUCUGAAACAUUAAAGCAAAUGAAUAGUAUGAACUCAGUAGGUACCUUUUUAGAUGUAAAGCGUCUCAGACAGUUGCCCAAAUUAUUUUAAGACUUAACUCCCUCCUUUCUGAUACAGGGUGUGUCUGGGUGUGUCCUGAAGGUACUUAGAGAAGCCGGAGCCCUUUUUGGGAGUCAGUCUGCUUCUCGGUACCGGCACUAGCAUCUUAUCUGUGGGCUGGCAAGCUAGUGGAAGGCCACCUUGUUUAAAUAAAGGUUUUCAGCAUCACUGACACCUUAAAAAACACCAAAAACUAAGAUCAGCUAUUUCAGCAUACUUAGGAAAACAGACACUGUUCAGACUGCACUACUGUCUUACGCUGUGUAUUUCACAAAGUCCCUUUUUGUAGCAGGUAGCGUCUCUGCAUCGACCCAAUCAGUGAAAGAACAUAGAGCUGUUGUGACUCAAGCUGGAUUAGCAAAAUCAACCUUUCUUGAGCUUAAAGAAGAAGUUAUUUUUUAAAAAAUAACUCAAGAUCUUUUAUGCAAGAGAUAUAGUUCCUUUUAAUUAAGAUGCGUUAGUAAAUUCUGGAAGACUUGGCAGUUUGUUGGGUUGAUGUUUAGCAUCUUAACAUAUAGCACUAGCUGUCACAAUAAGAAAAUUAUUGCGUAUCAGUGUUUUAUAGACUUUGUGAUUUUCAAAUGUCUU
Messenger RNA from Octodon degus (degu), 4360 nucleotides. RefSeq names its product STIL, centriolar assembly protein (gene Stil). The coding region runs from base 35 to 3763 and encodes 1242 amino acids. The record is from RefSeq and is a predicted model, not a curated record. Gene Ontology annotation, biological process: protein localization to centrosome; centrosome duplication; mitotic spindle organization. Lineage: Eukaryota; Metazoa; Chordata; Mammalia; Rodentia; Octodontidae. The transcript has 15 exons. Gene Ontology annotation, cellular component: centrosome; centriole.